GGUUGCCCCGUGUCUCCGCCCCGCUGCAGCGGCCUGCGUUACUGCCUUGGUGCUGCGGCUGCAGAAGCUGCGGCAGCCCAGGCAGCCUUUGCGCCCUGCGCACCGGACGAUCGGGGGACAGCGUCGCCGCGUCCUAUCCGCACUCCCUUCCGCAUCCCCGCCCUUCGCUCGCGCCUCCUCCGGGGCUGAGAGUGGUACGCGGCUCACUGCGGCAGCGCCGGGUCCGGGACUGCCCGUGGGAGGCACACCCACCUCUCCCGGCCGCACCCCUGCGCAGCAGCAUGUCCGCGCUCGAGUGGUACGCCCACAAGUCUCUGGGCGAUGGCAUCUUCUGGAUUCAAGAACGCUUCUACGAGUCAGGCAACCGAGCCAACAUCUGGCUAGUGCGCGGCUCGGAGCAGGACGUAGUGAUCGACACAGGCCUGGGGCUGCGCAGCCUCCCGGAGUACCUCUACUCCUCCGGCCUCUUGCAGGACUGCGGGGCUAAGGAGGAUGCUGGGCGCCGACCGCUGCUGGCCGUGGCCACCCACGUGCAUUUCGAUCACUCCGGCGGUCUCUACCAGUUCGACCAGGUGGCUGUGCACCGCGCCGAAGCCGAGGCCCUCGCUCGCGGGGACAACUUUGAGACCGUGACCUGGCUCUCUGACAGCGAGGUGGUGCGGGCCCCCAGCCCUGGCUGGAGGGCCAGGCAGUUCCGAGUGCAAGCAGUGCAACCCACCCUCAUUCUGCAGGAUGGGGAUGUAAUCAACCUUGGUGACAGACAGCUCACGGUUAUGCACAUGCCAGGCCACUCCAGAGGCAGUAUUUGCUUACACGACAAAGACCGGAAGGUUCUCUUCAGUGGCGACGUGGUGUAUGACGGAUCUCUGAUUGACUGGCUCCCGUACAGCAGGAUAAGUGACUAUGUUGGAACUUGUGAACGUCUCAUAGAGUUAGUGGACUCAGGUCUGGUGGAGAAGGUGCUUCCUGGGCACUUCAACACCUUUGGUGCUGAAAGGCUUUUCCGUUUAGCUUCUAACUAUAUUUCAAAAGCUGGGAUAUGCCACAAAGUGUCUACUUUUGCCAUGAGGUCGCUUGCAAGUUUAGCCCUCCGCGUAACAAAUUCUAGGACCUCACCUUAGUAUCUGUACUGAUUUAUUUUGUUUGCGCUGUGUAAAUUAAGCCAGUUCCCUUGUGUUGUUUAAAAUGGUUACUAGUGAGCAUUUCAAGAAGUGCUUUUAUAUAACCAUGUUGUAUAUUAGAGAAAAAGAGGAUUAAAAAUGAGGAAACAAAAAUAAAGAAAAGCAGUCUUCGUUUUGUAUCCUUUUCUUUUUUCCAAGGAAAAAGCCGCUUACAUGAGCUUGUGAUUGGCCAGUGCUGCUGUUUCAGAGUGUUUGCUCUGGGAAUGCUGGGGAGUGAUGUGGGCCGCAAGGAUGUACUCCCUCACGGCAGCACCAGGGGCAGCACCAGGCUUGCCCUUGCUCCUCCUCAGUGCACUUCCCAGGUGCCUAGAGGAAUCAAAUGCAGUUCUAUGCUUGCACUUCAUGUUUGGUUUUAUUUCCGUAUUUUAUUUAAAGAUAAAGUUUCUUGAGUUCAAAAAUAAAGUAGAACUCAAUAUAAAUUAGCAUUUAGAAUGACAACUAAAACAUCCCAUGUUCGUGAUCCUGAGUUUUAUGCCUCCUUGUUUAAUUUUUCCUUUUCUUUGUAUAAGACAUAAUAUGCUCUAUAAUUUAACUUAUGAACGGUACAAUGAAUUUUUGUUGUAAUGCAAAGCUUUAAAUAUGAAUUGCAGAGUGCUUCAGUAAAAUACUACUGUUUGUUGUUAUUGUGUAAGUACUAUUUCCCGUCAUGAAAGUGGAAUUCAAUGUAUGUAACCUAACUUCAGAUUGUCAGGUUUCUGAAAGGACACUGUCAGGCAAAUUUGAAAAUAUACACAUUGAGAAUAAUUUUUUAUUAUAUCCUAUUUUAGUAUUAAUAUCUAUUAUAAACAAAAUUUUUCUGGCUAAAUAGCAGGUUCAGUAUUGUGUCAUGUUUUACAGUACCAAAAUAAUUCCUGAUAUCUAUGACAUCUUAAUGUAAACCGUUCUUUUGAUUGAUGUAACAUGUUUACGUACCACAGAAGAAUUCUUAAAUUAGUUGCAGUGUAUGUAUUCUGUAUUGACGAGAGCAAAUGGCCUUCUUAUCCUGAUUCACAACACCUGUUCCUGCUCAGUAUUCUUUGUCAUGAAUGAAAACAAGUCUAUGUUCAUAUGUCAUAGAAAACAUGAAGCCACUAUUCAGCAACACUACGUAAAAUGUUUGGGUUUGGUGCUUUUAAUAAUAACCUAUCAAAAAGCCUUUUGGAGUAUUUCAUAAAAGUUUUUAAAACAGUUUCCCACUACAUUUUUUAUUAUUAACAUUUUAUUGUUGAUAUUCUAGACCAAAUGGAUCGACUUUUGGAAAUCAGAUCAUUUAAUAUUAGGAAAAAACAGCAGUACUUGUUUCUGCCAGGUUAUUCAACUUUUUUAUCCUGCACACACCCAGGUUCUUUAGUUGUUUUAUUCUUUCAGUAGGCACACAUACACAAGUGUGAGUACACACACGCACAGAGACAUAGUUACACACACAUGCAGACAUACAGACAGAUACAAUCACACACAUACAUAUACAGCACUGUGCAGACGAACACACAGUCACACACAUACAUACAGUCAUACACGGUCACACACAUACACACACAGCACUGUCCUAAACAAUGCUAGGAGGUUUGAAAGUGAAAAAACAAGACACACAUUAUAGCUGGAUGUUAAGGGCCACAAAACCCAAAAACUAAUAUAGGCAUGUUGAAGUUAAUAUAAAUUAUGUUUCAGUAUAAAGGAUAUAGGGAAGGAUGUGAAGUAGGAUAAGGGGAGACCCUUGAAAAGGGGAUUUUUGAAACAGAGUUGGAGGGAGGCUGGGAAAGAUUUGAACCUUGGGUUUCAAGAAUUGCUGGGUGGACUAGCCUAGUCCUUGUGAGCAUAUAAAUUUAAUUUUCUGAAAUCUCAUUCCUUAUAAGUACCAUAUAUUUAUCAUAAAAAGGAUGGAUUUGUGAUUGUAUAUGUGAUUGCAUAUGCAUAUAUUCCUAAAGGCAGAUGAACUGAGCUGUCACAUGCCACCAUGAAAACCUUGGAUUAGAGUCAGAAAGGAGGCCAUGAUUGGCUCAGAUAUGGAGUAUCAUGAGUACUCUGUCCUGGUCCUUCAAGAUAGUGGGUCUGUUUCAACUGAUGACACAGUACUGAGAGUAGAGGUUGGUUCAGGGCAGCUACAAUCACUUAAUAAGCCUUAAAUAGAGCCAUUAUUUUUGUAUCAGCAGCACAAAAUAAAGCCAAAAGUCCUUAAUCAUUGACUGUUUUAUCAUAAUUUAGUUAUUUAUUUAAAAUCAGGAUAGAGUAGGCGUUAAGUUUUAUUAGGAAAAAUUUAUUCCUGAUGUUUCCCUAUUUGUUAAGUGCAAUUCUCAGUAUAAGCUGACAUUUUUGUUGAUUUCCCCAAUCUUUCAGUUUUCCAGUUAUAUUGCAGUGUAAGAUGGUGAUAUUUCAGUAUUGCUUACCAUGUAAAACUUAAUGGAAGUAAAUUCAUACUCAUUUAGUAUUCAUGAUGAAUUUUAAAUUUGUAUCCUAGUUCCAGCAUCGAGACAUAGUUGACCAUGUCAUACAACAUGGACUAGGAAUGAAGCUAGUAACUUAACACAGGUUUGUCUGCUACCAAACUGUACCCUCUCUUAAACAUGCACAAUCCAUAGAAUUGGCCACAUAUAUUUUUACUUUCCAACACGUCACAUAUAUGAAGAAUAAAUCAAGUAAUAUCAAAUUCUAAUAGCAUUUUUAGAAAAUAAAAAAUAUAUUUUCACCCUGACAGUGACCCUUGAUUUAUGAUUUUUGGAAAUAGGAUAUUGUAAAUGUAACUCAAAGUUGUCAAAAUGUUAGACAUUUCAAAAUAAUUUUUCUUAUUUAUAUUGCUAAUAAUGAACUCGUGGACUUUUACUUUUUUAUUUAAUUACCAUCUCCUUUGAACUGAAAUGUUAAAACAAAUUGAAACCUUGUGUGCUAUGCCGAUGUAGUUGAAUAAAUGCUUAUGUGUUUGUUCUUAUAUGGAUAGUAAUAUGAAUGUGACAUGCACAAACUAUCCUAUAAUUUUCCAAUAAGUGUAUGUGAACCUUGGUGUGGUAACUAUUAAAGUGGCCA
Microtus oregoni (creeping vole) is the source of this 4178-nucleotide messenger RNA. It is a transcript of the gene Mblac2, whose product is annotated as metallo-beta-lactamase domain containing 2. The record is from RefSeq and is a predicted model, not a curated record. Bases 282 to 1121 code for a protein of 279 amino acids. The transcript has 2 exons. Lineage: Eukaryota; Metazoa; Chordata; Mammalia; Rodentia; Cricetidae.